Cyclopterus lumpus (lumpfish) is the source of this 3559-nucleotide messenger RNA. RefSeq names its product microtubule-associated tumor suppressor 1 homolog A-like. The coding region runs from base 149 to 2236 and encodes 695 amino acids. The transcript has 14 exons. NCBI's taxonomy places the organism in Eukaryota, Metazoa, Chordata, Actinopteri, Perciformes, Cyclopteridae. Gene Ontology annotation, cellular component: cytoplasm; nucleus. The record is from RefSeq and is a predicted model, not a curated record. Gene Ontology annotation, molecular function: microtubule binding.
UUGCAGCACACACCCAAUUUCCCCUCCUUCCUCUUCUUUCCUGCUCUUUCUUUUCCUCCUCCCCCUCUGUCUUAAGACACUCUCCCUUACUCCUCCCCUCUGUUCCUUCUCUGCCUCCCCAGUCCACAUUUCUAACUCUAAACGGGGAAUGGCUAACACCAUGGUCUCUAUGCGCAGCUCGGAGCUGGGCCCACUCGGUUGGGACGCUGUCACUAAACGUCAUCUCUUUCUACAGAAAGUCUCCUCAAAGCUGGGGCCCAAUUACAGGCAUCAAGGGAGAGGUUCCAGAGUGGAUAAGGGGCGCUCGGGACCGACUGUACCUCCAGGGUCAGGGACGGGACCUCCAGGACAGGGGAGCCCUGGGCCUCGGCAAACCCAGAGUAAUGGCUCCACGAUGGGGGAGAGUGGACAGAGCACUGGAGGCGGAUCUCAAAAAAAGCACAGCCAAAGUCAGUGCCAGGGUAUCCCAAAACCUCGCACCACCGCAGCUGUUCUGGGUCCUGCAACAUCCAACUCUAAACCAACAGCCAAUCAGCAGGCACCCGGGUCGGUCAGACGACCUGCCGCACCCGCCGCAUCAAAACGUCCUGUGAAGGGAUUACCCACAAGCCUAACUUCGUCAUCACUGGGAAGCACUGAGAUUAGUGGAGCGACAAGCAAAGGUCUGAAGGCCCCAACAGUCAACAAUAAUAACACAACAAAGACAGCAGCCGCCCAUUCAAUAGUUCCGGCUGCCAAUCAGGCAUCCCAGUAUCCCUUGCAAAGAAGCAGCUCAGCAAGACUCAGUCGAAUAAACAGCACAGUGGACAAAAACAAGGCACCAGCAAGACCCACAAACUCCAACAGCAGCUCACCGGCAGCAGCACCCGCAGGAGGAAACAACCAGAGAACGCAGCAUCCUCCACCAGAUCUGGUAGCAGAUGUGGUGAAUGCUAAUGCACCAGUGACGACAGUUUUCCAUGUGCCAGCCCUUGAUACCACCAACACUGGCUCAGGCACCACUGGAGCCUCCUAUCUUGGGUUCAAAGCAAAGACCGGUUCAAGAUCCAUCCCCAAAACAGCAUCUUGCCUACAGAAUGCAUCCAAGCAUGGUGCAGCAGGUGCUGUUGUGGCGGACCGGAUGGUCACUGCCAAACAGAACCAGAGCAAAGAACUGGCAGAGAAGAAGAACCAGGCCAUCAACCAGCUGAGGAAGCUCCUCGUCCAGGGGAAUAAGAGAGUGGAGGCUCUGGCUAUAGUCAUCCAACAACUCUUCACUGAGCGCGAGGAAGCCAUGAAGCAGAAGAAGGGGUUGUCGCUGGAACUGUCAAACCUCCGAGACGAACUGGUUGCAUCGUCUCAGGGCUGCGAGCGUCUCCAGAAGGGGAAGGAGGAGGUGUGCGUCAGCUUGGAGGAGGCCUUGAACAGGCUUCAGAAGCAGCACAAGGAGGAGCUUGUGCUGCUGGAGGACAGAUUGAUGAGUUUUUACCAAACAGAGUGGGACAAAGUCCACCAGACGUACCAGGAGGAGGCCGACAAAUGCCGCAUGUUGAUGGAACUACAGGUGGAGGAGCUAAGGAACCAACAGGAAGCAGAAAAGAAGAACCAGGAAGUGAGUUACAGCAAGAAGAUGGAGUCUUUCAAACUGCAGUAUGAUACCUCCUUACAAGAGCUAGAGAGGAUCCAGCAGACGGACCUGGAGAACCUGAACAAAACACUGAAGGAGACUGAAACAUCUCUUUCUGAGAAAAUAUGUGAGCUGUCAGCAGAGAAGGGGGCUCUGAAUGAAAAGCUGAAAGCAGAGGAGGAGAGGAGGCAGAUACUCAUUGACAAGAAUCUGAAGGCCUCCCACACAGUGUACCUGGAGCAGGAGCUGGACAGUCUUAAGGUGGUGCUGGAGAUCAAGAACAACCAGCUGCACCAGAAGGAGAAGAAGCUCAUGGAGAUGGACAAACUGUUGGAAACUAAUGUGAAACUGGAGGAGUGUCUGACGAAGGUCCAACAGGAGAACGAGGACUACAAGGCCAGGAUGGACAAACACGCUGCUCUCUCCAAACAGCUGUCCAGUGAACAAGCCAAACUCCAGCAGACACUGCAGAAAGAGUCUAAGGUAAACAAGCGUCUGUCCAUGGAGAACGAGGAGCUGCUGUGGAAGCUGCACAACGGUGACGUACUGUCGAGUCCCCGCCGCCUCUCACCCACCUCACCGCGGAACUCUACCUCCUUCCCCACAACUGCACCCGUAUCGCCCAGAUAACCCAGCAAGAAACGACAACCGCUUCCUCUCCUGCGCCGUCCUGCUUGUCCUCGUAACCUUUACAAGAUAAAGACUUCAGUCACAGCAGUAUUGAUGGAUAUUAAUGAUACACUUGUACAUUUGGAGUAAAUUGCAUAAAAGACGCUUCUCUUGAAAGUGAUAAGGCAUUGCAGUGGCACCGAUGCACUUAUGUCUGAGUGGGACUGGCCUUGCUCUCUACCAAAUGCCUGGUUCUCCAACAAACCUUUCUUCUUUUUCUGAAGAAAGCAUUAAUAACUGGCACACCUCAGGGUCUGUACAAGGCGCCUCACUCUUGUUAUGACUAUCCUAACCUGUUUUCCGAUAUGUUGUUUAAGUCCUGCUCAUCCUGUUCUUUUAUACCGCUCCUUUCUUAAGAGGUGAUGAGAAAAACCUUGGAUGUGUGGCAUAUGUAGGUUUGUGGAUAGAGACUCAAAGUGUUUGGGUUUGGCAAAUCAUAAAAUGACGGGUACCUGCUCGAUGGAUUAGCACAGAUUCUUUUGCACUUUUUCCCUUCUUUUUAAAGAGGACGUUUUCCCCCAAGAGCCGAAGCUCAAUUACUUAUUUGCUUUGGACAUCUGGAAGAAGUGGAUGAACUUGGUGUUCUUUUUAGGCAAACAGGAACUUAUAUUCUGUUUAUUCAUCUCAGGAACUGACCAAAUUACUGACCUGAUCUGUUGAUCCAAUGGAUAUCUGUUCCUUCAUGUAAACUCACAACAUCUACCUUAAUCUAUGUGGAAUGUAAUCAAUCACCUUUGGAUGUUAAUCUGAGCAGCCCAGUUCGGAGACACAAAGCCAAAUAUGUAAAAGAAGUGUGCUGCCGGGACGGUGUUCACCCCUCUCCCCUUUAUUGUGUGUGUGUGUGUGUCCCCCCCCCCCUCCUCUAAAUCACCUUGUGCCCAAACAGAAACAAGGCAAGGCUGAACAAGUGGCUGAUCAGUUAAUAUCUGUCCUAUUUUUUGGGUCACAUGAAAACCUGCCAGUGAUCAUUUCCACAGAGAAAGCUCCCAGACUCUCCUGAACUGGCCGAUAACUGGCCUCUGUUUUACGGAAUCACUUUGUCUAUCUGGUGUCUGUCCUGAAAAACCUCAGAUGUACCCAGUUUCUUCUCAAUUCACUAUGUUCAGAUUUAUUUUGGACAUAGAAUAAAUAAAAUAUGACAUUAGAUCAAAGCAACAUUGUUUAAUUUUCAAUAUUAAAAUAAAUGCAAUGCUUUACAUUUCUGAAAAAGUCAAAAAGGUAAGUACAGGACGUGAGUGAGAUGAAACUGAUUUCACCCAGUUAACAUAAUGUUCACACCUUCAA